AUGACCUCGCUGCUGUUCUCCAGCCCCACCCACGUUGUCAUGAAGGAUCGCGAACUGCCGUCAUCCUCCCUCACCCUCCUCCACUACCCCGGGACGGCAGUACCUGUCAAGACACCCGGGGGUGGCCCAUUACCCCCCUCCUCCACCACCCUCCACACCUCCACCUCUCCAUCCCUCUCCAAACCCCAGCCAUUCUGCCUGCAGACCCUCCAGACCGGCCCUCACCUCCUCGCCAGCAUGCAGCUCCAGAAACUCAACUCCCACUACCAGAGUCUGGCUGGAGGUAUAGGUGGCGGCGUAGCCUCUGGGCCCACCUCAGUACCUCAGAGGGGGUUUGGGGCCUCAACGCUGGGCUCAGCGGGGCAGCUGGUGGGGGGUACCCCUGGGGGUGUUGGAGGGAGGAAUCAGGGCUGUGGGGGGAUUAUUGACUCUGACCCGGUGGACGAGGAGGUUCUGAUGUCGUUGGUCGUAGAGCUGGGGUUGGACCAGGCUAACGAGCUGCCUGAACUCUGGCUAGGACAGAACGAGUUUGACUUCAUAGCGGAUGUACCUGCCGGAUGCUGACCCACCCAAAUGGAGGGAUGAAAGGAGGGGAUCUGUGCUCUCUCAUUCUUUCCUUUUCAUUACUCUCUAGGUUGGAUUGACAUAAACUCUGUCCCGGCUGGGUGCUCACCCAAACACAGAAAAUUAGACUUUUGGGGUCACCCUCUGUUUUUCUCUGAAGGACAAGUUAUGGACACAAACUGACCCAAAAAGAGCAUGCUGUUCUCUUGUUUUUCCUCUGUAUCGCCUUCUAAAUUUAAAGGAGAAAGGAUAGACACAGGGUCUAAUGUUUUUGUGUGUCUCACAGAAAAUACUAUGUUACUGAGGGAACUUGAGCCUCAGGCCUGUCUGUCAAUUUCACUGUACGUCCCAAGGGCCCCCUACACACACACCGGCAAAAGGAGGGAUGGAUGGUAUUACGAUCCGGUAAUGGAAGUAGCAGCCGUGAAACAGGCACUUGUCACUUAUUCAGUUACCCCAACAUUCAGGAGAGUUCAGUGGGUUUGAUGGGACACCACGGUGUCUGUGUGUAUGUGUGUGAUUGUUCAGGACCCUGUGACAUAAGACAGACAUGACAGGAGGCAUCAGAAGCCUGUGUAGUCUCGGUGGACCGGUGUAACCUGACCUGUAUGGUGCUGUCAGUGUCUGUAUCUAAAUAAAUGAAUGAGUCUUAACGUCCGUGGUCUUCGUGUACCUGGUAACUCUGUAGGUGAAAUUAAUCAUAGUCCACACCCGCCCCAUCAUUCUCUCUGUCUAUUGUAAGUCUCUUCAUCCUUCUCUAUCUCCACCCCCCCCCCUCCAUCUCUGUCCCCUGUGGUCCUAGAGCCAAGACGCUCCAUUACUACCUACUCUGUUGUACCGUCAAUGUGUAUGUCCCAAAUGGCACCCAAUUCCCUGCAUAGUGCACUACUUUUGACCAGAGCCCUAUGGGUCCUGUUCAAAAGUAGUGCUGUGUGUGUUUUUAUAUAUGUGUGUAUGAGAGAGAGAAUAGGGUGCCAUAUAGGAUAUAGCCAAUAGUUAAUGAGGGUUACAGGUAAUGAGGCGGUUAAAGAAAGGUGACUUUAAAAAUAAAUAAAAAAUAUAGUAUUUUUGGGGGAGGGGGUUGAAUUGUGAGAGCUGAAGGCUAAUUAAUGAUAAAUGUAUGAUUGCGUAAUUAAAUUUUAUUUUACAGUACCUGUUCAGAAGACUACAGAAACAAGAUUUCCUCUUAGUCAAUUGGAACUUUUCCUCUUUAUUAAGUUCCCAUGUUCCAAGUGUGAGUCACAUGGCAUCAUCAUGCUUUUUUCACCAUGUGAUACGUUGGCGUUUUUACCAUGCGAGUUAGUCAGUCAGUAGGCCUACAGUAGACCAAAGCAGGAGUAGGCUACAUAUCUAAACAGGGUCCUUAUUGUUUUGUAGUUUUAGUUGCUGGAUCACUUGAUCGUAAGAGAGCACGAGUGUGUGUGUGUGUGAGUGCUUGCAUGGGAAAGUAUUCCUGUAAGUUUCCCUUUAAGUUUUGACCCCAAGGAAAUGCAAGAUAACUGGUAACACACCAACUUAUUUCCUAACCAGAUACCCUUUGAGCUUCCAGACUAGCAAGAACAUUUACUUUUCAUGAAAUGUUUGUUUUGCUUUCCUUAUGACAUUUCAGAUCUUUUUGUGAUCACUUUCUUUUUGUUUUAGCUCGAAACACUUCUUGCUAUUGAUUUUGUAAAGGAAAAAAAAAAUGUUGGGAAAAAAAAUGAAUCACUUGUCUAGAUACUGCACUGAUUGUAUGGUCCUAAGUUUCUUUCUUUAAAUCACACCUUUUUUUAAUUGAGGCCUUAUUUUAGAAAGGGAGAGGGACCUAUUUUUUUAUUUGUACCUCUUUUUUUUGUUUUUGAAAUGACAGAUGGAAUCAUAACUGAGGUUGAUUUUUGUUUUAGCACUUUCUCUGUUUGCAUCUCAUUUGUAUCUUUAUGAAAAUAUGUACUAGAUCAUAUUUAAAUGCUUGUAUUUUUGUUACUUCUCUGCAUUUGGGGGAAAAUAAAGAAUACCAAUCUGAA
Salmo salar (Atlantic salmon) is the source of this 2567-nucleotide messenger RNA. Lineage: Eukaryota; Metazoa; Chordata; Actinopteri; Salmoniformes; Salmonidae. The record is from RefSeq and is a predicted model, not a curated record.